Molecule: messenger RNA, 2480 nt
Organism: Pyrus x bretschneideri (Chinese white pear)
Lineage: Eukaryota; Viridiplantae; Streptophyta; Magnoliopsida; Rosales; Rosaceae
Product: G-type lectin S-receptor-like serine/threonine-protein kinase At2g19130
Biological process (GO): protein phosphorylation
Molecular function (GO): protein serine/threonine kinase activity; ATP binding
Source: RefSeq, a predicted model, not a curated record
UCGAGUCAUACUUGUCUACCAAAGAGAAAAAAAGAAAAAAAAAAUUGUGGAUGUGAAGUCCUUUCUUGACUUGUAAGUCAAGUCUAUUGUAUUUUGAUACAGCAUAUGUGGUUAAGAUCCAAUCAUUCAAGGGAAGGAUCACUUUUGGCUUCUGCUUGCAGCAAUCUCUCUCUUUUGUUGCAAUUUUAUAAAGAGAUGGAUACGAAAAUUCUACUCUGCUAUACGUUGAGAUUUUUGUUAUGCUGUACCUUCAUUGCUUGUAUUUCCAUGGCGUCUCACACCAUCUCUCCAGGUCAAUCUCUCUCCGGGGCACGAACAAUCACUUCUCCAAGUGGAGCAUUUGAGCUGGGUUUCUUCACACCAGGUAAUUCUCGAAACAGUUACGUAGGCAUUUGGUACACAAAUGAAACCAUUAAGACCGUAGUUUGGGUCGCAAACAGAAAACAACCUGUUUCUGAACCGAAACUUUCAGUAUUAGCACUUGUCGAAAAUGGAAACUUGAUCUUAAGUAGCCCCUCCGAAGUUGCAAUAUGGUCGACUAAUUCAAGAUCAAAGGUCUCUAAUUCGAGUGUAGCAAAGCUUCUUGACAAUGGGAACUUUGUCAUAACAGAUGCAUUUGAUUCGUCUGUUGUUAUAUGGCAGAGUUUCGAUCACCUGUCGGAUACUUGGCUGCCGGGUGCUGAGUUGGGAUACAAUCGGACCGAGAAAAUACUAGUUCUUACAUCCUGGAGAAACGUGGAAAGUCCUGCACCUGGUCCUUUUUCUUUUGAGCUGGAUAGUUACCCAUUAAUUUGCCUGACUAUCGUGGUGCCUUUAUUAGAGGCACACUUGAAAUCAAUGGUCAGCUCAGGUUUUAUGCCAUGCACCAAGGCUAUGGGGGAUGGACCUUUCGGUUCUCCUGCUUGUGGUUGCCCCGAAGGAUUUGAACCCAAGGUCAUGGAAAAUUGGAGACUAGAAGACUUCUCAGAUGGCUGUGUGAGGAAAACUCCUUUUCACUGCAGUCCUGGGGAAAGAUACUCAUUUUUGGCAAUAACUAAUGUUGCAUAUGGAUAUCCUAAUAAGUAUGAGACAAUUUCGAAUGGGAUGUAUAUAAUGUACGGGGAACAUCCGAAUCAAGUUAUAAUUCGGUACGGCAUAGGAUUAAAAAUACCGCUUGUGCAUCCUACAAGUGAGACGAAGAGAAAGACUACUUGGAUUGUACUUGGAGUACUUGCAGGGUUCUUUUCCAUCUUAAGUGCUGUCACUCUCAUGGUAUUUUUUAGAAGGAGAUGGUCAGCGGCAGCAUUGGCGACUACUAAUGAUUCUUUGGUGCUUUACAAGCAUAGAGAUUUAAGAAGAGCAACAAAGAACUUCUCCGAAAAACUCGGAGAAGGAGCCUUUGGUUCUGUAUUCAAGGGGAUGCUGCCUAACUCAACAGCCAUAGCAGUGAAACAGCUGAAAUGUAUGGACCAGGGAGAGAAACAAUUUCGUGCUGAAGUGGGAACUAUCGGUGUAAUCCAACACAAUAAUCUUAUUCGCAUGCGGGGAUUCUGCACGAAUGCUUCAAAGAGGUUUUUGGUUUAUGACUACAUGCCAAAUGGUUCUCUGCAAUCUCUUCUACUUGGAAAGAACCCGACAAUGUUAGAUUGGAAGGCUAGAUAUCACAUUGCAGUAGGGACUGCCAGAGGAUUGGCUUACCUCCAUGACGAGUGCAGAGACUGCAUAAUACACUGCGAUGUUAAGCCGGAGAACAUCUUGUUGGAUUCAGAAUACAGUCCGAAAUUGGCAGAUUUUGGUCUUGCGAAACUUCUGGGGAGACAUCACAGCCGGGUUUUGACAACCAUGAGAGGAACUGUGGGCUAUCUCGCACCAGAAUGGUUUUCGGGUGAAGCCAUCACGCCAAAAGCCGAUGUGUUUAGCUAUGGCAUGUUGCUGAUUGAGGUCAUAUCAGGGAGGAGAAACAGAGAAGGGUUAGAUGACGGGAUAGAAAACUUCCAUCCUAUCCGCCUCGCGAAUGCAGUUAAUAAAGGGGAAGAUGUUUUCGCCUUGUUGGAUUGCAGGUUGGAAGGCAAAGCUGACAGAGAUGAACUAAGUAGAGCGUGCAAAGUGGCUUGUUGGUGCAUUCAAGAAGAUGAGAAGGAUAGGCCAACAAUGAGGCAGGUGAUUCAAAUUCUUGAGGGAGUUUCGGACAUCGGUGUUCCGCCAGUCCCGCAGUUCCUCCAGCGCCUUAUCGGAGGUCCAUCAGAAGGCAUUAAGUACCAGGAGACUACGUCCGGUUCGGGUUCAUGGUCAUGCUCCGAUGUCCAAAGUGCAUUUCAAGCCCAAGUCAGCAACUGUGCAACUAAAAGUCAUGAGGAUGAGAUGAAGAACGUGAGGGUUCUUGUAUUAUGAUUGUAUGUUUAACGUUGUGUUGAAGGUAGUAAGUUUUUGAAUAUUUCCAGUUCAACAAAUGUUGGUAAUGUAAUGAGAUAUUAUUAAAUAAGGGAAACGAUUUUCGCGUU